UUUGUAAAAAUUAUAAAAAGUACAUAUUAAAAAAAUACAUACUAAGACAAAUCAAACAAGACCCCACAUGACUAUAUUUUUAUUCACGUAUAAAUCACAAACGAUGGUCAAAGUGCAAUUCGUAAAUAGUGUGAAAUGUCAAAGUGUAACAAUUAAAAUGAAACGGAUAGAGUAUAAGUUUUGACAAGAAAAUGACACCCAAGUAGCUUCAUACAAUAUUUAACCCUCCCCAUCAAAGAAAAUCAGAAACAAGAACCGGAUCAAGUCAACAAACCAACCCCUUCCAAAAAAAAAUGUGAAAAUAAAGUCGCAGUUUGAACAUUGUUCCCGUCAAAAUCCAAAAAAACAAAAAACAAAAAAAGAGUGUUAAACAUAGUUUCUCAUCAUCAUAAAAAAAAACAAAUAGUACAAGUUUGAAUACUUUUCUUCAACUUGAUUUGCGUGUUACUCAUAAUUACCAAUUAGAUCGUAGAUUGUUCAACUUGAAAUAUACUUCUUAAACAUUUAAAGGGGACCAUGAUUUGAUCUAGUCAACAUUUCAGAAACUCCCCUUUAUUUUACUACAUAAAUAAAACGAAGCCAUCAUGAAUGAUGAUUACCGUUAUUUUACUAGCCACCUGCUAAAAAACGCAUCUCUUUCUAAUAAAUUCUUAUCUUUUGACUCAUUUGAACUUCAUAAUAUCAUUUGAUCAAUCCAAACUAUUGUAGGUGUGGCGAAAGCUACACCGCGAGUUCAUUAAUGGUGGUAAUGGUUUCGCAACAGCAGUAUCAACAACGGUUGAUGCUGCUGCUGUUGCUAUUAAGCUUAGCUUUAAUGGCGGCUAUACAAGCUCAACCUCAAGUGAAUGGUGUUAAUAUGACAGAGAGAGUGGAUGGUGGAACUGCAGCUUUGCGAAGUGCUGUUGCGAAUGUAACUGAUAGACUUGCGUUAGAGAUGCAACAUCGUGCUGGCUUCUGCAUUAUUGAUGAGAAGACCGACUGGAACAGAGCUUUUAAUUAUUCAAAUCUGGACUUUUUGUCUACAUGUGUGACAAACACUGAAGAUGCUGCAUCUCGCUUGUGUACGGAAGCAGAGGUAGAGUUCUACUUGAGUAGCCUCUCAAAUGGAGUUGGCCUUCAAGCCAACAGAAACUGCAAUUUAACUUCAUGGAUUGCUGGAUGUGAGCCUGGAUGGGCGUGCAGUGCUGGUGGUGAAGGAUUUGACAUGGAGAAUACUCAGGGGAUACCUGCAAGAACCUCCGAGUGUAAAACUUGUUGUGAGGGUUUCUUUUGCCCACAAGGUCUUACCUGUAUGAUGCCUUGCCCUUUGGGUUCAUACUGUCCGCUGGCAACAUUUAAUAGAACAACUGCCUUGUGUGAACCAUACAAUUAUGAACUCCCCCCUGGACGAAACCAUACAUGUGGUGGAGCAAAUAUAUGGGCUGAUAUCCAGAGCAGUAGACAGGUUUUCUGCCCUGCGGGAUCAUACUGUCCCACAACCACUGAAAGAUUGCCAUGUGAUAAUGGGCAUUACUGCAUGACAGGCUCCACAUCACAAACGCGAUGCUCCAAGUUGAUCUCAUGCAAGGGAAAUGCAGCGGAACAGAACAUCCACACUUAUGGAAUAAUGCUCAUAAUUGCUUUAAUUGCUCUUCUACUCAUCAUUUACAACUUCUCUGAUCAAGUUCUUUCCAUACGGGAAAGAAGACGAGCGAGAAACAGAGAAAGAGCUGCUAGAAGUGUGCAACAGACGGAACGUGUGCGAGCGAGAUGGAAACUUGCCAAAGAUGUUGCCACAAAACAAGCAGGCAAGUUACAUGCUACUCUAUCACGAAGAUUUUCACAGAGAAAUCACUCAGAAAAUUUCAAGAUUUUGCAUGACCUUGACAUCCAAGAAGAUACUUCUCCACUGUCAACUAAUUAUGCAGGUAACUCAAGUGAGGUGCAGUCAUCACUCAUGGGUUCAGAGGGUUCAAAAGAUCCAGCAAGACCACAUGUAUCUGAAGAUGGACCUCAACAUAUUGGUAAAUUGGGUCUUGAGAUUGAAGGUAAAAACUCAAAGGAAAAAGUACUUAAAGAAAAACAUAUCCGCACAGACAGUCAGAUUUUUAAGUAUGCAUAUGCUCAAAUUGAGAAAGAAAAAUCUCAAGAAAGGCACUAUGAGAAUCUUACUUUUUCUGGGGUGGUCUCAAUGGCUACCGGAGAUGAAAUGAACAGAAGACCUUUCAUCGAGGUUGGUUUUAAAGAUCUAACUUUGACAUUGAAAGGCCAGAAAAGAUGUCUUUUACAAUGUCUUACUGGCAAAAUCAUGCCUGGCCGUAUAACCGCCGUCAUGGGUCCAUCAGGUGCUGGGAAAACAACAUUUAUGACCGCUUUAGCGGGAAAAGAAACUGGUUGCAGGAAGAGUGGUUUAGUUCUUAUAAAUGGCAAGCCUGAGUCAGUCCACUCAUACAAGAAGAUAGUUGGUUUUGUGCCACAAGAUGAUGUUGUACAUGGAAACUUGACAGUAGAGGAGAACCUUCGAUUCAGUGCAUGGUGCAGACUCUCCACUAAAAUGCCAAGAGCAGAGAAAGUUCUAAUUGUUGAAAGGGUUCUAAUGAACUUGGGGCUUCAGGAGGUGCGGGAUUCUUUGGUAGGAACUGUUGAGAAGCGAGGAAUUUCUGGAGGCCAGAGAAAGCGUGUAAAUGUGGGCCUGGAGAUGGUCAUUGAGCCUUCUCUUUUGUUUUUGGAUGAACCAACCUCUGGUUUGGACAGUUCAUCAUCACGAUUACUCCUAAAAGCACUUAAACAUGAGGCCCUUGCAGGAGUGAACAUUUGCAUGGUAGUUCAUCAGCCCAGCUAUGCACUGUUCAAGAUGUUUGAUGAUUUGAUACUUCUUGCAAAAGGAGGUCUGAUGGUUUAUCAUGGAUCAGUAAGACACGUAGAGGAGUACUUUGGAGGGCUUGGAAUUAAUGUCCCAGAACGAGUGAACCCUCCAGAUUAUUAUAUUGAUAUUCUGGAGGGCUUGGUGGAGCCAAGCCAGAGUUGCAGCAUUAACUAUAAAGAUCUUCCUCUAAGAUGGAUGCUUCAUAAAGGGUAUUCGAUACCAGAGGAUAUGCAAUCCAGAGCUGCUGAACUUGGAAAUCCUCAGGGAACUGGAGGUGAAUCUACUGGUUCUGGUAGCGAACUCCAAUCUUUUACAGCAGAAAUGUGGCAGGAUGUAAGGGGUACUGUAGAGAGACGGCGUGACCAUAUACACCACUAUUUCUUCAAGCAGAAGGAUUUGGCUAAUCGAAGAACCCCAGGCAUAAUCCUCCAGUAUAAGUACUUCCUUGGCAGAAUAACCAAACAGCGACUUCGAGAAGCCAAAUUACAGGCAACAGAUUAUCUUAUACUGUUACUUGCUGGAGCUUGCCUAGGUGCUAUUACCAAAAUCAGUGACACAGAUUUCGGGGCAACUGGAUACACAUACACCAUCAUUGCUAUAUCUCUCUUAUGUCAAAUUGCUGCACUGAGAACCUUUUCUCUGGACAAGUUACAAUACUUGCGAGAGAGUGCUUCUGGCAUUAGCAGCUUGGCACAUUUCCUUGCAAAGGAUACCGUGGACCAUUUUAAUACAUUGAUCAAGCCUGUUGUGUUUCUUUCUAUGUUUUACUUCUUCACGAAUCCAAGAUCUACCUUCCUUGACCAUUAUAUUGUGCUGAUUGGUCUUGUCUAUUGUGUGACGGGAAUGGGUUAUGCCUUUGCCAUCUUCCUGAACCCUGGUCCUGCCCAACUGUUUUCAGUGCUUCUCCCUGUUUGUAUGACCCUGAUUGCGAGCCAGUCAUUGAGAAAUGAUGGAUUAAAAGGCAUAGCUAACGUAUGCUACCCAAAGUGGGCUAUGGAAGCAUUAGUGAUUGCAAACGCGAAGAGGUAUUAUGGAGUAUGGUUAAUAAAUCGUUGCGGCGUUCUUGACAAACUGGGAUAUAAUCUCCAUGCUUGGAAAAAUUGUGUUUUGAUCCUCAUUGCAUUCGGUUUGGUUAGCCGUGUGAUAGCUUUCAUCAGUCUGCUGAUGAUUAGAAAGAAGUAAUCCUGUUUUCACUGUAAAGAUGAACCAUCUUUCAGUGCUUACUUAAGAUCAUUUGCUAAAAGAGCAAAUAUAGAAAAAUUUCUGUCCCUUUAAUUUUGAUCAUUCCUCUUAAUAUUAGCCGGCUACAUUGAUCUUCAUGACCAUUCAAUUGGUUCUGCACAGCAUGUCAGAUGUCGCCUACAGGUUAGAGUUGAAGUGGACUUGCUUGCUGAUCCUGGCUCUUUGGAUUACAAUUCUUUCUUUUUUGAUUCUUUUUUACCUUAGGUUAUUAUUAUUUUUUUUUUUAAGGUAAGAUAAAGUCCCUUGUAAGAAAGGGGGGAAAUUGGGAAUCCCUCCUUGCAAGGGAUGAGACUCGAUCCCUUGACCUCUGGAAUCGGAGGUGAUGCCAAUACCACUAGGUUAUCACCUGCUGCUCUUUAUCUUAGGUUACUUGUAUCAUAUUCAAAUUAUACAAAUUUUUUGUACAUGUAAGGUAAGUUGUUUCGAUUAGUUUGUGAUAUGUAUAUAUAAAUUAUAUUUGUAUAA
Beta vulgaris subsp. vulgaris (sugar beet) is the source of this 4552-nucleotide messenger RNA. Its product is annotated as ABC transporter G family member 24. The transcript has 14 exons. Bases 740 to 4027 code for a protein of 1095 amino acids. The record is from RefSeq and is a predicted model, not a curated record. NCBI's taxonomy places the organism in Eukaryota, Viridiplantae, Streptophyta, Magnoliopsida, Caryophyllales, Amaranthaceae. Gene Ontology annotation, molecular function: ATP binding; ATP hydrolysis activity; ABC-type transporter activity.